Messenger RNA from Sabethes cyaneus, 1379 nucleotides. RefSeq lists its product as uncharacterized. The transcript has 2 exons. NCBI's taxonomy places the organism in Eukaryota, Metazoa, Arthropoda, Insecta, Diptera, Culicidae. The coding region runs from base 359 to 817 and encodes 152 amino acids. The record is from RefSeq and is a predicted model, not a curated record.
UUUGUUUGCAUUUACACCUGCUGAUACGUACGCAGAUAAACACGUCACCUUUUCGAGGAAAACAGCCCUUCUCUGCUCAAGACGAUUCAGUAUCAAAUUCGAUACCGCUGAUGUUCUAUGUAAGUUCACGGCUCCAGGCUUGUUCUACUGCCGCACGACACGCACGCUAAUUGAGUGAAUUCCAAAAACAAUUGUUUUUUAUAGCAGGUGGAGAAUUCCCACCAUCACACCGAGGUUAGCCCUCUAGAAAAGCGCGAUGUGAAUAUAAUAAUAUCUCUAUUUGUUUUGUGAACGAACGUUAGAUUUUCCUAUCUAGUUGAAUUAACACCAUUCUACCGAAUAACAUAAUUACACGGAAAUGGAAGCGAAUGUCGAUCAAAAUCCGUUCACCGAAGCACUACAGUCGGAAGCGAUUACCGAGCUGCUCCACAAUAAGGACAAAGGAGAAUUGGCGCAUAGUUUGGUUUCUAAUUUGAAAAAGCUCUCGGAAAUGUUCGUUAAUCUUGCGGACGAAGAAAAGCAACAGUUCGCGCGUGAGUUUAAGGGCCAGUUCGUGAAUCAACUGAAAAAUUUAAACGAAAUGGUGAAGCAGGAGAAAUUGGCACAAGAAAACUCAAAAGCCCAACAAUCGGUACCAGUUUUCGACACAUCCGCAGUAUUUCAAGAAGAAAUGAAUUUCUACCUUACGAUUGCCUUUGGGUCACUAAUACUAUUAUUUAUUGUAUUCUUCGGGUAUAAACUGUAUCUCUCCUUGACGGAAAAGGAACGCAAACGGGAAGAAAAAUUAAAGGCUAAACAGGCUAAGAAGAAGAAAUGAGCACUAGUCCAGCGUGGCAGCUGUAGCGGAUGCGCCGGAAACAAACCAGCCCGCCACAAUCAUCCGCACAAACACAUUCCACACGUAAAAGACUCGUAGGCUACGCUCGGAUGGUAUCCUCCGCGCUAUUUCCCACUAAAUGCAAUUAAGUGAGACUUUAUAUGAAUAGUUUGAUCAGUGACUAACAUUUAUUUCGUGUUUGUUUUCGUUUCUGACGGUUGCAAUAUAAAUUAAUACUAACAUCUUUUGAAAGAAGAAAAACAGAGAGAAAGAUCUAUAUUAGCCAAGGCCAAUUUAUUGUGAAACAAGCUAGAAAUAUUUUAAAUUCGUUAUUUUAAAACUUGUUGACUACAUUUCCAGUGCCCAUUCCGAAUAGUCCGGCGAGAUUUACACUUAACUACGACAAAAGUUCAGGACAAAUACAAUAUUUUACUUAUACAUGUUAACGAGCAGAAUCAAAGCUUGCAAAACUCUUUGAAGUAGCUGAUAUUAGUUGUGAAUGAAAAUAUUUUUCUGUCGGUAAAUGGUAUAUACAAUAUGACGGUUUAUUAAACUAUUACAA